Molecule: messenger RNA, 5221 nt
Organism: Sarcophilus harrisii (Tasmanian devil)
Lineage: Eukaryota; Metazoa; Chordata; Mammalia; Dasyuromorphia; Dasyuridae
Product: zinc finger protein 665-like
Exons: 5
Coding region: 301-3432 (1043 amino acids)
Biological process (GO): negative regulation of transcription by RNA polymerase II
Molecular function (GO): DNA-binding transcription repressor activity, RNA polymerase II-specific
Source: RefSeq, a predicted model, not a curated record
UGCUGCAGCCGGAGGCUCCGGGCACGGCCGCCGCCCCGCGAGCACGCCCCGGUCCCCAGAACACGCAAACACCCGCACGAGCCCGCAGCGUCCAGGGCCGGGCAGGACGGCGCAUGCGCCCUGCGCGGGCCUCGGCCUCAGACCGCACCUGCGCACGGGACGCCCCCGCGGAGAUUCCCAGAAGCCUCUGCGCUCACUUUGCCGGGUACACAACUCGCAGGGCGGUUCCGGACGCGCAGGCGCAGUUCGAGGGAGAAGCCAGCUAGGAAGCGGAGCAAUUCAGGGGGAGCGCGAGGUCUCAUGGCGCUGAAUCUCCUUCCCCCAGAGGGAAGCCCGGAGGAGGAGGGCGGAUCCCCAGGGGUUCUCUUGGCCCCAGACCAGGAGACUGUGUCCUUCGGGGAUGUGGCCGUGGACUUCACGGAGGAGGAAUGGGGGUGCCUGAGCCCUGCUCAGUGGCAGCUCUACAAGGAGGUGAUGCUGGAGAACUACAGGAACCUGGUGUCCCUGGGGCUGAGAGAGGACAAACCAGACCUGAUCUCCUGGCUGGAACAAGGGGAAGAGGUCCCAAGCAGCCCCCGUCCUGGGGAAGGAGACCCUGUGGCCACUGGACGUUGCAGCCCUCCUGGGCCUUCAGCCUGGGAUAUUACAAUUGAGAAUCACAAGGAGUCUCUUCUUAAACAAGAAAAAGGAACAUCAGAAAUAUUAACAGAAAGUCCCUCAAGGGAUGUUGUUCCCCAGGUUCCUGAAUUUGGGGAAGGUCCUAUCCAGGAGAUCACAUCCUGGAAGCAAAUAGGAAACCUUGCAGGGGAGACUACAAGGAAAGAAUUUUGGGAGUGGCCUUUCCAGGACAUCUCAUGGAAACAAAGGAGAAACCCUGCACAGGAGACUCCAAGGAAAAUAUUCUGGGAUAAUCCUGUACAAGACAUCACAUUAUGGAAAGAAAUGGGAAACGUUGUAGGGGAGACUCCAAGGAAAGAAUUUUGGGGAUGUCCUGUUCAGGAUAUCAUGUUGUGGAAACAAAUGGGAAACCUUGCACAGGAGAGUCCAAGGAAAGGAUUUUGGAAGGAUCCUGCCCAAGAUAUCACAUUAUGGAAGCAAAUGGGAAACCUUGCAGGAGAGAUUCCAAGGAAAGUCCUUUCUCAGGAGAGGGGUUUCGGUGAGUCCCCUGUGCUCCAUAAGAAAAAUCCCACUCAACAAGGAAGCCUUGAAUAUACUGGCUUUGGUAAAAGCUUUAAUCAGAGUAUUGCCAAGCACAAAGCAUCAUGGGAUCAUAAUGAAUCUGGGAAUCUCUCCCAUUACUAUACACUCUUUAAUCAAUAUCAGAGAAAUGAACCCUGUGAUCUGGAAGGUGGACAAGAUUUCAGCAAGAAUUCAUUUCUUAGUCAAAAUCAGAGAAUUUAUUCGGAAGAGAAAUCUCAUAGAUGUGAAGGAUGUGGGAAGGCUUUUACCAACUAUUCAGACAUUAUUAAUCAUGAAAGAACUCAUGGUGGAGAGAAACAUUUUAAGUAUCGGCAAUGUGGAACAGCUUUUAUGUGGAGCUCAGUUCUUACUGAACACCAGAAAAUUAAAAUUUGUGAUAAACCCUGUGAAUAUAAGGAGUUUAAGGAGGUCUUCAAUCAGAAUUCAGACAUCAUUAAAUAUGAAGGUAAUCAUAGUAGAAAGAAACCAUCUGACUAUAGUGACCGUGGGACAGCUUUUAUGUGGAGCUCAGUUUUUACUGAACACCAGAAAAUUAAAAUUUGUGAUAAACCCUGUGAAUAUAAAGAGGUCUUCAGCCAGAAUUUUGACAUUACUAAAUAUGAAGGUAUUCAUAGUAGAAGGAAACCAUCCGGCUAUAGUGACUGUGGGACGGCCUUUAUUUGGCGCUCAGAUUUCAUGGAACAUCAGAGACUUCUCACUAGUGAGAAACCUUAUGAAUGCAAGGUGUGUGGGAAGGCCUUCAGCCAGAACUCGUCCCUCACUCAGCACUUCAGGAUCCACACCGGAGAGAAGCCUUAUAAAUGUAAGGAGUGCGGCAAGGCCUUCCGGCAGAACUCGCACCUGAUUCGCCACCAGCUCAUUCACACCAGGGAGAAGCCCUACGAAUGCCAGGAGUGUGGAAAGGCCUUCAGCCAGAGCUCAGACAUCAUAUAUCACGGAAGAAAUCAUGAUGGAGGAAUUUAUUAUAAGUGCAGGCAGUGUGGAAAGGCCUUUACAUGGAGCGCCAUUCUGACUGAACAACAGAAAACGGGCACUUUUGAAAAACCCUACAAGUAUAAGGAGUUAGGAGUGGCCUUCGGCCAGACUGUGGACAUUUUCAAAUACGAAGGACUUCAUUGUGGGAAGAAGCCCUUUGAGUGUAAAGACUGCGGGGCAGCUUUCAGUUGGCACUCGAACCUCCUGGAACACCAGCGUACUCACACGGGUGAGAAACCUUAUGAAUGCAAGGUGUGUGGGAAGGCCUUCAGCCAGAGCUCCUCCCUCACUCAGCACUUCAGGAUCCACACGGGAGAGAAGCCUUAUAAAUGUAAGGAGUGCGGCAAGGCCUUCCGGCAGAACUCGCACCUGAUCCGCCACCAGCUCAUUCACACCAGGGAGAAGCCCUAUGAAUGCAAGGAGUGCGGCAAGGCCUUCAGCCAGAGCUCGGACAUCAUGAAACACGAGAGGAUCCACAGUGGGAAGAAGCCCUAUGAGUGCAAGGAGUGCGGGGCCGCCUUCAGCUGGCGCUCCUACCUCAUUCAGCACCAGAGAACGCACACCGUAGAGAAGCCCUACGAGUGCAAGGAGUGCGGCAAGGCCUUCAGCCAGAGCUCAUCCCUGAUCCAGCAUCACCGGAUCCACACCGGGGAGAAGCCCUACGAGUGCAAGGAGUGCGGCAAAGCCUUCAGCCAGAGAUCGUCCCUGAUCCAGCAUCACCGGAUCCACACCGGCGAGAAGCCCUACAAGUGCAAGGACUGUGGGGCCGUCUUCAGCGGGCACUCUGGCCUCAUCCAGCACGAGCGGAUCCACACCGGGGAGAAGCCCUACGAGUGUAAGGAGUGCGGCAAGGCCUUCAGGCAGAGCUCAGCCCUCAUCCACCACCAGAUCAUCCACACUGGAGAGAAGCCCUACAAGUGUAAAGACUGCGGGAAGGCUUUCCGCUGGAAUGCGGUCUUCACGGAGCACCAGAAAAUCCACACCGGAGAGAUCCCCUACGAGUGCAAGGAGUGCGGCAAGGCCUUCAUCCAGAGAGCGGCGCUCACCCACCACCAGCGGAUCCACACCGGGGAGAAGCCCUACAGGUGCAAGCAGUGUGGCAAGGCCUUCAUCCAGCGGUCGUCCCUCACCCACCACCAGCGGACCCACACUGGGGAGAAGCCCUACAAGUGCAAGCAGUGCGGCAAGGCCUUCAUCCAGAGGUCGGACCUCACUCGGCACCAUGUCAUCCACACGGGAGAGACGCCCUAUGAAUGAGCGGGCACUUCGGCCCUCCCAUGGAAAAACUGCGGCAGCAAGGGAAGGACCUCAGCUUGGCAGCAGAUUAACUUCUGUGCACACAGCAUACAUGGCACAGCCGGACCUUACAAGUCCCCUUUUUAGCUAAGCUAAAAAUAUUAAGAAACGGAUUUCCUUUGGUCCAAAACCCCUUUAGAAAAGUGGCUGAGGUCUUAGGAAGGGGGAGUAAGGAGAGUAACCCCACUUAAAAAUGGUACAUCUCUAUUGUCUACUUGUGACCCUUGCCUUCCUCACCCUCCAGUGACUGGUGCUAUGAAGGGAGGUGACUUCUUUUCCAUUUGGGGAUUACCCUUCCGUUCUUUAGAGGAGUGAUCAAAGAAGAACUCUAGUAGUUUAGUUGAAGAGUAAGUGACUAUUUUAGACUGUUAAAUCCUACCCAUCCCCCCUUUCAGGAAACUUGCUUUAUGAUUGUGCCCUCUUCCUUGUUCAAGAUUCCUAUAAAAGAUACCUCAAAACUGUCUUGGGGUAGAGACAUGUCCUAGGAGUUAUACCAGUUUGGACAUUUUUCUCUCUAGGAUAAAACUACUUGGAUUUAGAAUACUGGUUAAUAAAAUUGGCUCUGGCAGACUUGUCCCUAAAACACAAAGUAUAAUGUUGGUAUUUUUUUUUCUGUUUACACCAGUGACAUCCAAUUCAUGUAGAAACAGAUCCUCAAAGGCCUCUUGGUGACUUAGCCACAAAUUAACAUUUACACAUGUAUGAUAUUUUUACUUAAAAAAAAAUUUCCCAAUUGCAUUUUAAUCUAAUUCAAACAGUUUUGUGUGCCCCAUGGUGCCUGAGGGCCUCAGGCCAAAACUUAUUCUGUUCUACAACAUGAAUAUGAAGAUUGUAGAAAGUCCUUCAGUCAGCUCACACCUUAUCAACAUCAAAGAAUUUACACUGGAGAGAAAUUUUGUGAAUUCCAUGUGGGUGAGAAAGCCAUCAGUUUGCAUCAGAGAAUUCCUUCUGAUGGGUGCAAUACACACUAUAAAUUUGUUGAAUGUUGGAAAACCUAAAUUAUUGAGGGAAAGGUCUCAGUUGACAUCAGCAAGUUUCUCCUAAACAAAUCCUAACAAAGCACUGAACAUGGAACUCGGAGAUCAAGCAUUAGCAAAUGUGUAUAAGAGGGCAUUUCUUCAGAUCUAAGGAAUACAGGUAAGGAGUGAGCGGUUAUGUCUAAGCCUAUCUUCCUUUCACCUCAAAAUUUCAAGAAAUGUGCACAGCAAAGUAAAACAAAAAAAGACAUUUUCACAAAGAAAACCUUGCAUACUCCAUCAUAAUGAGUAAAUAUUAAAGGACUCCAAGGAUAAUGCAAGAAGGUUGUUUCAUAGAAGUCUCACUUUAUCUCACUAUAGUGACAGCGAGAAGGGAUUCUGUUCAAGGAAGGGAGAGAUAAGGGAGAACGUGGCAAAUACUUCUUGAAAUCAGAGUGCCACCAGUGAAAGACCAUCGAGAUGCAUGGGGAGAGGAAGUAUGAGGAAGGAAAUACGAUUAAUGAACCACCCAUUAUUAUCCAAGCUAUGAUAGGAAAGGAUGAUACCAUGAUUUCGGUAAACCUGUUCUGGUUUGGGUAGGCAAGCUGGAGAGGGGAGGGGCAGUGUACAUUUAAAGGUAAAGGAGUGGCUUCAGUACAGGGAAAACCUGCAGAUACCUAGGCAGAAUGGAUAGAGCACUUAUGAAUGCAAGAUGCAUGGAGUCUGGAGCCAGGAAGAAUCACUUUUCCCAGUUUAAAUCUGGCCUGAGAUUAGCCAUAGCAAGUCACUUAAUC